AUGAAACCAGUCAGAAUGCUCUCCACCGUACAGCUGUAGAAAAUUUACAAGGGUCUUUGGCGACGUACCAAAUCUCCCUCAAACUCCUAACGCAGUAGAGGCACUGACGUGCUGCCUUCGUGAUUGCAUCAAUGUGUUGGGCCCACAAUAGAUCCUCAAAGUGUGUGAACAGGGUUACCAUGAGUCUGCAGUGGACAGCAGUGGCUGGCUUCCUGUAUGCAGAGGUGUUUGCUCUGCUUCUUAUGUGCAUUCCCUUCAUAUCAGCAAAGCAAUGGCAAAGGCUCUUCCGAUCCGGCCUCUUCACCCUCGCAGUGUCGUAUGGAAACAAAUUCUUCUUCUUCUUGAUUGCCUUGCUGAUCUUCCUGAUGUUUGAUGCCAUCCGUGAGGUUCAGAAGUACAGUGUCCCAGACAGGGUGGAUCUCAAGAACCUGCCCACUGCCGAGGACCACAUCCACAUGAAGCUGUUCCGUGCACAGAGGAACCUGUACAUCGCUGGCUUCGCUCUCCUCCUCUGGUUUGUCCUGAGGCGAUUGGUCACGCUGAUCUCCCAGCAGGCCACGCUCCUGGCCACCAAUGAGGCCUUCAAGAAGCAGGCGGAGAGCGCUACCGAGGCAGCCAAGAAGUACAUGGAGGAGAACGAGGGUCUGCAGAAGGCCCUGAAGGAGGCGGGGGUGGAGCUGGGGGCCGGAGGUGAAGCCCGUCAGCUGGAGCAGGAGAACCAGCAGCUCAAGGCCGACCUGGGCAACCUGAAGGAGGAGGUGGCUACUGUCCAGAGAGGCUGCACAAUUUGGGAGGGAGCAAUCUGA
Molecule: messenger RNA, 806 nt
Organism: Pristis pectinata (smalltooth sawfish)
Lineage: Eukaryota; Metazoa; Chordata; Chondrichthyes; Rhinopristiformes; Pristidae
Gene: bcap31
Product: B cell receptor associated protein 31
Biological process (GO): endoplasmic reticulum to Golgi vesicle-mediated transport; intracellular protein transport
Cellular component (GO): endoplasmic reticulum; endoplasmic reticulum membrane
Source: RefSeq, a predicted model, not a curated record